CUCUAACCUAAAAGCUGUGAUUCUUGAAAAAUAACGCAUAUUUCAAUGCCCCCCAUUGCUUACUUUGUUUUUUUCCUCCAUAAUUCCUUUUUGAUCGAAUGCCCAGGCAAAAUGUUGUUGAUAUCUCAGGGAAAGCUCCUCCCCUCUUCUCCUCAGUGUUCAGUAGGAUACCUCACCAAUUAAGCACAAUGUUUGUAAGGUGCAGAGUGUAUGAACCCAAACCCAUACUGUGUGGUCAAUUUCUCCCCAUACAAAUCAUUAAGCAAGAUGCUGACAGGUGCAAAUAGUUCCCAAAGCCCCAUGGGUCUGUCACAGCGGAUUCUUGCGCAACCUGAAAUGUUUUCGACAUCAAGCCAGCAUGGGACCUUGCGAAACUGCCAAACUUCAGCUCUUCCCCAGCGAUACACUCCGAAAUCUAAACAACCAUUUCUCUGGAAAUUUUUAUUUUACAACUUGCUUUCUCUUCUAUCUGUCUCUCCGGCAAUCCCACUUUGCAAAGUACCUGUUAAUAAGAUUAGCAAUUAAAAAGCUUGCAUAGCAAUUGCCAAGCGGUUUCCUUUCAGAAUUAAAUUGGCACUGGGACGGCAGCAGGGCUUGGAGAGCACCUGAAGGAAUCAAGGCAACAGCCCACAUUGUGGGGAACCGGUCCCUGAGGAUGGAAGCGGAGAAAUCUAGGCCACUCUGGGACAAUCCCUUCCAGUUUGUGCUUGCGUGCAUUUCUUAUGCAGUGGGACUGGGGAACGUAUGGCGGUUUCCUUAUUUAUGUCAGAUGCAUGGAGGAGGUGGAUUUCUAAUCCCCUAUCUGAUCAUGCUAAUAUUGGAAGGAAUGCCACUGUUAUACUUGGAGCUUGCAGUAGGACAGCACAUGCGGCAGGGGAGCAUUGGAGCAUGGAAAGCAAUAAGUCCUUAUCUCUGUGGGGUUGGUGUUGCCAGUGUUAUUGUUUCCUUCUUCCUCUCUAUGUACUACAAUGUUAUCAAUGCCUGGGCAUUCUGGUAUCUUUUCCAUUCAUUCCAGGAUCCUUUGCCAUGGGCAAAUUGUCCAUUGAACAGCAAUCAUACAGACUAUGUAGAAGAGUGUGAGAAAGCUACACCAACUCAGUACUUCUGGUACAGGAAAACACUCAAUAUUUCUCCAUCCAUCGAAGAGAAUGGAGGCUUACAAUGGGAACAAGCAGCCUGCCUCAUCCUGGCUUGGCUGGUGGUCUAUCUCUGUAUUCUAAGAGGAACAGAACAUACGGGGAAGGUUGUUUAUGUAACAGCUACAAUGCCAUAUGUGGUCCUCACAAUAUAUUUAAUCAGAGGCCUAACACUCCAUGGGGCUGCAAAUGGUCUGACGUACAUGUUUACACCAAAGCUAGAAGAAUUAGCAAAUCCCAAGACUUGGAUUAAUGCAGCCACUCAGAUCUUCUUCUCUCUUGGGCUUGGUUUUGGCAGCUUGAUAGCUUUUGCCAGCUACAAUGAACCAAGCAACAACUGCGAACGACAUGCCAUCAUUGUUUCGUUAAUAAACAGCUCUACUUCAGUAUUUGCCAGCAUUGUCACUUUCUCCAUUUAUGGCUUUAAAGCAACAUUCAACUAUGAAAAUUGCAUAAAGAAGGUGAUCUUGCUAAUGACCAAUUUCUUUGACUUGGAAGAAGGAUUGAUAACAAUGGAAAACCUGGACGAUAUGAAACAUUUCUUAGCAUCUGCUCAUCCCCGUGAAUAUGCAGAUUUAUUGCCACAGAUUAAGAACUGCAGCCUGGAAGCUGAACUAGACACGGCUGUCCAAGGGACUGGAUUGGCCUUCAUAGUGUAUUCGGAAGCCAUCAAGAACAUGGAGGUGUCGCAACUGUAUUCAGUGUUGUAUUUCAUUAUGCUGCUGAUGUUGGGAAUAGGCAGCAUGCUGGGAAAUACUGCAGCCAUCCUCACUCCUUUGACUGACAGCAAGUUCAUUUCCUCCCAUGUGCCCAGAGAGAUGAUUUCAGGUGGAAUUUGUAUUAUCAACUGUUUCGUUGGCCUAUUAUUUACCAUGCAAGCUGGCAACUACUGGUUUGAUAUCUUCAAUGACUAUGCAGCUACCUUAUCCCUACUGCUUAUUGUAUUGGUGGAAACUAUUGCUGUCUGUUACGUAUAUGGGCUAAGGAGAUUUCAGAAAGCUCUUGGUGCGAUGAUUGGGCAUGAACCAAGCUGGUACUGGAAAAUUAUGUGGGCUUUUGUCAGUCCUGUGCUAAUUGUAAGCCUAUUUAUAUUUUACCUCACUGACUACAUCAGGACAGGGACGCUGCGAUACCAAGCCUGGGAUGCAACUGAGGGGCAACUGGUUACAAAAGACUACCCAAGUGGUGCUCUGGCAGUUAUCGGACUGCUUGUGGCAGCUUCUACUCUGUGUAUACCACUUGGUGCAAUAGUAAUUUUUAUUAAAAAGCGAGUGAGUAGUUAGUACUGGACUCUGAACUGCAACAGCUGCAACUUCACUGUGACACCUUGAAGACCAUAGAAGCUAUAAUUUCCAACAAUAAGCAAGACACACAGAACUUGGCUAUCCUCAUCCUAAUAUUCUCUUGGACAUUCCUGUAGUCGAAGAAGCUGUUCUGUAGUAACUGAAGGUUUACAAUUGCGUUUAAGAGACAUAAAACAUGGCAAUUGAGGGGCUAGCAAAACCCUACCAAAGCUUUAACAAUUAAGUAUAUUUUAGCCCUGUCCAUCUGCUUCCUUAAAAGUCUUUUGAGUGGAAGAACGUUCUUUUAGUGUCUGAAGUGCAACACAGCAGUUUUGCAUUGCUGGAAAGCUGCAGCAUUGCAGAUUUUUCCAUGUAUAAUGCAUAGAUCUGACUAUGCAAGUUAUUUGCAUGCUUCAUGGAAUGCAUUUCUCAGUAGAUACUAGCAUUUCCUUUAGGAGCUAUAUUAGCUCAUUUACCUGAGUUACCAUGCAAAGCAUUAUCUAUCAUUGAGUUACUAAUACUGGGAAACAGCAAGCUCAAACAACUAACAAUCUACUAUUUUUUUUUCUUUAGGUGUUUCACAUACAUUUAAAUGGUUAUAGGGCUGGGGAAAUGUUAAGCACCAAGGGAAGAGUAACCCAGAUGUUUUGAGUUAAAAUUCCCAGCAACUCUGGCAAACACAGUCAAUGGCCAGGAAUGCUGGGAGUUGCAGUCCAAGAACAUCCCGAAGGACACAUUUCACAUUCCUGUAGGAAUUGUUGAGCUAAAAAAAAACUAAAGCAGGCAGAUGGUUAGCUGUAUUAAGAUAAUGUGCCUCAAAAGACACUGCACUUAUUCAAUGCUCUUAAUAUUUAUUAAAGCAAAAUCAUUAAUCAGAAAAUAUAAUCUGUGAUUAAUGUGAUGUAUAAAGACUUAUUCUUACUUGCCUUCCUUCUCUGGAGCUUAAUAACCUGGUCCCAAACUUCCUGAAAUAAAAAGCUAUACAAAUUUAAGAGAAGCAGACACUUACGUUCCCAAUUAUAGACUUCCCUAAAGAUAAAGAGUGAUACAAUAUUUAUCCAUACCCUAUCUGCAAUGCUGGAAAAAUGUUGCAAAUUCAAACAUGUAUUUGGACCAGGUUUUUAGCACUAUAAGCAUUUUUUCUGAGUCUGCCAUACAUUCCCUACCAAAAUCUUUUCAACAGGAAUUUAUACUAAAGUGAAUGCUAGCUUUAAUUUUGGAAUUCUUCCAGACAAAUGCAUCAUCUGCAUUCAUUUUUCCCAAGUAAAACUUCUUAGGCAGUCAAAACACUAUUGUAAAAUACUCACAAGGCCUUCUAUAGAAAGUCAAGAUAUUGGCUCAAACUUAAUAUGUAUAAUAAUGUCAAGCAAUACUGAACACAAAACAACCAACGCAAGGUGCUUUAAGUUACAGUAGAGUAUGUGAAAAGAAGACAGAUUAUGCUAGAAGAAGCAUGUUCCACACCUCUGGGAAAUUUUGAAGAAAUUUUGCUGUAUUUCCAUGUUUGGGCUGGACAGUACUAAAGGCAACAAAGACAGGCUUAAUUAGAGUGUUUCCAUGGGAGGCAUAUGCAACUGACAAGACAUUUUCACACUGGUUUAUUAAAAAUUGACAUUAAACAAAACCUGUACAAAAAAUA
This is a messenger RNA of Anolis carolinensis (green anole), 4058 nucleotides long. It is a transcript of the gene slc6a20, whose product is annotated as solute carrier family 6 member 20. The transcript has 11 exons. Gene Ontology annotation, molecular function: L-proline transmembrane transporter activity. NCBI's taxonomy places the organism in Eukaryota, Metazoa, Chordata, Lepidosauria, Squamata, Anolidae. The record is from RefSeq and is a predicted model, not a curated record. Gene Ontology annotation, biological process: sodium ion transmembrane transport. The coding region runs from base 656 to 2419 and encodes 587 amino acids. Gene Ontology annotation, cellular component: plasma membrane.